CUCUCCCUCCCUUGUGAAGUGAACAGGGGAGAGAGGAUCAUAAAAAAAGAGCCAGGAUCGGCGACAGUGACAGCGCCUGCGGCUCCGGCGCCUGUGCGCGAUCCUCCCUCUCACUCACCGCCAACACUCGCACCAAUGCGCGCCCUCAGCCAUCUCCAGCAGACACCACCGCAUCACAACACUGCGCCCGCGGUCUGAAAUUCACCCCACUCGCUUUAUUGUUGUAGUUGUUGGGCAUACGACAUACGAGCAGCCAUAGAGACGCAAACACUCUAAUUUCAGUCCUUAAUCUGAAUGACGGGCGGACGGUUCGACUUCGACGAUGGCGGCACUUUCUGCGGUGGAUGGGAGGACGGAAAAGCCCACGGACACGGCAUCUGCACCGGCCCCAAGGGCCAGGGCGAAUACUCCGGGUCCUGGUCCAACGGGUUUGAGGUAGUUGGGGUGUACACCUGGCCCAGUGGAAAUACAUACAAGGGCUACUGGGCGCAGGGGAAACGGCACGGGCUCGGCGUGGAGUCCAAGGGGAGGUGGCUGUACCGCGGGGAGUGGAGUCACGGAUUUAAGGGUCGGUAUGGGGUUCGCCAGAGUCUCAACACACCUGCCAGGUAUGAAGGGACAUGGAGUAAUGGACUGCAAGAUGGAUAUGGGGUCGAGACGUACGGGGAUGGGGGUACGUACCAGGGCCAGUGGAUGGGCGGCAUGCGACACGGCUAUGGCGUACGUCAGAGCGUGCCUUACGGCAUGGCCACUGUCAUCCGCUCCCCGCUGCGCACCUCACUGGCCUCCCUCCGCAGCGAGCAGAGUAACGGCUCCGUUCUUCACGACCACAUGUCCGACAGCCCUGCUGGCACCCGCGGCGGCUUCGUCCUGAACUUCCACAGUGACAGCGAAGUGGGCUCCGGCAAAAAAAAGGGGCUUUUCAGACGGGGUUCACUGUUCGGGAGCCUCAAGCAGCUGAGGAAGUCAGACUCCCGUUCUUCCAUAUCCAGCAAACGCAGUUCGGCACGAAGCGACGCCACCAUCAGCCGCAUCAGCUCUAGCGAUGCAAACUCCACCAUUAGUUUUGGCGAUGGAGAAGUGGCUGAUGAGUACAUGCCGGCUGAGGACAACGUUGAUGCCACCACCACCGAGUCAUACAUGGGCGAGUGGAAGAAUGACAAGCGGAAUGGUUUCGGUGUCAGCGAGCGCUCCAAUGGGAUGAAAUACGAAGGCGAGUGGAUAAACAACAAACGCCACGGCUACGGGUGCACGAUAUUCCCUGAUGGGACGAAAGAAGAGGGAAAGUACAAAAAUAACGUUUUGGUGCGUGGCAUCAAGAAGCAGCUUAUUCCCCUCAAGAACACCAAGACGAAGCAGAAAGUGGACCGUGCCCUUGAAGGAGCCAUAAGAGCGUCUGCCAUUGCCCGAACAAAAGUAGAAAUUGCCACCUCAAGAACUGCACACGCCAGGGCCAAAGCAGAGGCAGCUGACCAGGCGGCCCUGUCUGCCAGCCAGGACUCUGAUAUCGCCAGAGCAGUGGCUAGAGAACUGUCCCCCAACUUCUAUCAACCAGGUCCUGACUAUAUCAAGCAAAGGUUUUCCAGUGAGCCUAUCGAGAUUAAAGAAGUACCAGAAGAAAAGAAAGAGAAAUCACCUUCAGGAAGUCCGCACUUUUAUCGCAAAGGCACGACCCCAAACCAGUCCCCUUCCCAAAGCCCGGGACCCACACCACCUCCCUCUCCCCCUCUCAGCAAGAAAAAGCCCUUCUUUAACAGAAGUGCCCCAAAAGCCAUCAAGGAAAACAAGACCCCUGCUGCCGAAAGCCUGGCAGUGGGUGUCACCAAGGCUACUUCCAGGAUAUCAGACAAACAGGAAGUAAAACAGGAAAUAGUACCGGUAGCCAAACCCUCCAAGCCGCCGGCGCCAGUCGCCAAUGCCUCCAGCCCUGGGAAUGGUGAGCUGCACUCCCAAUAUCACGGGUACUUUGUGAAGGCGGAGGUGAUGAUGCCACCUGAUGAUCCUGAGGAUGAAGAACACCAUGCAACAUCGACUGCUCACACCAAGAUGCCCCCUGCUGCAAAGCAAUACCGCACACCGACCCCCAAACCAGUAAUGGCCAUAGAGAGCAAACCCGAACCCAAACUGAAGAAACAGGAAUCAUUGAAGCCAAAGAGCCUAGCAGAAACUAAGAAAGCCAGCAUGGAAAUUACUACUGACAUUGUUGAGGAGGAGUCAGGUCCCAACUCAAUAUUGGUCAUACUAGUGAUGCUGAUAAAUAUUGGACUGGCAAUUAUUUUUGUUCAUUUCCUCACUUGAUGGCACAUUAAACUCAGGUAAGACUCUCGCACUCAGAUGGAGGAUUUCGGCCCUGAUCUUUUCCCCAUGUCAGUCACCAACUAAUGUAGUCUACCUUACUCUUGCCAUGUAAUUGCAGCUGUGCCUGAAUGUUAUUCAACAUAAUUACUUACCCUCUAACUGUUUCGACCCUUCAGUGAGCUCAUGAAAACUAGCGGCAUAGGCCCCUAAUUCUCCGCACUUGCGUCAAUGGCCUUUAAAACAAAAUGGCACCAGUCAGACUCAGAAACAGGCAAAGGACUGGAUGACUGGAAUUAGAGCAAAUCAUGGGAGAAAGACGAAACCCGGACCAUUCGGCUUGAGCCAACCCAGUUCCUCUGGUGAUGAUUUGUGACUCGCUUGGGCUCUGAAAGCUGAAGCAAGCAGUCGUUGGGAAAGAAAAAGAAUCUGCUGAUCCAAGCCGUACCCAGUCAAGUGCAUGUCCACCCUGCUGCUAAGGGGAGGGGUGGAAUGGGGGGACUUAACUGGAUAUGUUCGGAGAUGCACUUUUAGCUGACGGAAGCGAACAGCUGCCUUACUAUUUUACCACCUGACGUUUUAAAGGGGAGAUGUGCAUCGGGUUGCCAGUGUGUUUGGGCAGCAGGAGUGUGUACCAGUGUCCGCUUUCCGCUUGGUUCGAAACACCAUGCACAUUUUGAAAGGGUCACUUGCCAGUCUUAUUCCAUUACCCAUCUCUACAGCCUUGUCUAACAUCUCUUGCUCCUGUUUUAGGAGAUUCGUCUAUGACAUGCCUGUGCAUGGUACUGGUUUAACGACUUUGUCUUGACUUUUUUUGUUUGUCUUUGUUUCUGUUGUGUUCUUUAUUUCUGCACCUGUAGCUAAGGAUGACGAAAAUAUCCAAUGAAAAAUCAAACUUGAAAAUAACAGCACGUAACAGUUUGAACUGUAAGAUUUAUAAUUUUUCAAGAUUUUUUUUUUUUAAUAGUGCGUGGUUUGAUUGAAUAUAUUUAAGGUAUUAUUGUAAAAUUGUGUGUGUGUUUUCUUUUGAAGGAUAGGCAGUUUUACAUUGUACUAGGGCAAAAUGCAUGGCUUUUAUUUUAUUUAUUUUGAAAUGACUAAUUGUGACAUUUUGCACAUUUAAUAUUCACGGCCUGAGACUGUGCCCACUAACCCCCCAAACCCCCCACACUACCCCUAAAGUUGACGUGCAGAGCGGUACCUGUCUCAGUAUUAUGCCUGCUUAAUUGUGUUGAAUACAUUCAGGUGGACCCAAUGGUUAUAAACGCGAAUGUAAAGAUGGUUGCCUUUAAGAAUUUGUAACAGUGUUAUAGUUUACCUCUGAAAAUGUGAUUUUUGAAAUGCUGUCUUAAUUGGGGAUUUUUGUGGAAAUCUGCUGUUAUUCUCCAUUAUUUUGGUUUGGUGGUGCAUGAGGAUGUGGUUGCAAUUAUUGUGCACAUGGUGCAUUCGCACCAGUAUUUAAAUGACAAAUGUAUACAUAAAAAUAGAUCUAUUUUAUAUACAAAGUCAGAAUAUAUUUAGUCAACAGUUGGACACUAAAUGGCCUUGACUAAAAUUACAGCACUGCAUCUUUUGCUGAUUGAUUCAAACAUCCUGCGUGCAUGGUGUAUUUUUGUCAGCUAUGGAUGUGUUGUGUGAAGCAUGAAUUUCAGCAGUAACAGGGUAACUGUUUUUACAGAGGUUUUGUCAGACUGCGAGAGUAUGUGAGAGAGGAGGAGGAGGGAAGAGAAGAGCAUCAGAAUGGAUGAUGGUUUGUCAUUUGACAAGAGAGAGUAAUCUUCAAAUGUAAAACAGACUUAUUUUUAAAGAAAUAAUAUCUUUUAAAGAAAUAUGUUUUUUUUUUCUUUUCUUUUUUUUUUUUGUGGUGGGGUAAACAUCUUUGAUUUACACUCAUUGGCUAUGUAAAUCGCUGUUUUUUCUGUUUUCUAUUUCUGUUUAUAUUCCAUCCUGACCUGAUACAUAUUAGAUGUAUUUAAAAUGUCCCCUUACAAUUUGGCAUUUGUUUAACCAGUAAAGAUUUAUUUGUCAUUUUGUUUCCAUUACCAAGAAGUUACAAAAAAGUUAAUCUCUAUACCAAGAAAAGUUACAAAUUGUGUAUUUUUAUAAAAAAAGAAAAAAAAGAAAGAAAGAAAAUAAAAACACUGCUGGUAUUUAAGAUGUUUUAUUGAAAAACAGUAUUCAAUUUAAAGCUUUUGUGCUGUUAUGAUUUAAUAUCUAGCAUAGCUCUUCAGAUUGACCAUACAAAAAUUCACAACUGAAGAAUCAUUAAUUGCAAAUUCAAGAUUUGCAUAAAAUUUAGGUUAAAGCAAAAAACGGGUAAUAAAGACAUGCAACAGCACGAAAGGGUUAAAUACGACAUUUAAAAUGGCUCGAAUCAGUUAUUGUAAUAUCUUAACAUUUUUAAAUUGGUUUGAAUGUAUUGUUUUCAUUUUAAAGGCUGAACAUAUGGAAAAAUGUUGCUGAAAGUUUUUAUAUGAACUGUCCCACACACCUUAAUGAUAAUGAAACGUAUAUAUAGAUAUAUAUUAUUUUUUUGGAAAUUAUUGAUAUAAAUUAUAAUUAAAAAGAUGACUUUUCAAAGUUUUGAA
Carassius gibelio (silver crucian carp) is the source of this 4883-nucleotide messenger RNA. RefSeq names its product junctophilin-1. The transcript is spliced from 5 exons. The record is from RefSeq and is a predicted model, not a curated record. Gene Ontology annotation, cellular component: plasma membrane; endoplasmic reticulum membrane; junctional membrane complex. Bases 295 to 2298 code for a protein of 667 amino acids. Lineage: Eukaryota; Metazoa; Chordata; Actinopteri; Cypriniformes; Cyprinidae.